AUGAUCUCCCUCCGUGCUUUCUCGCGCUCUGUGCCACGGCUGUCUCAGUCCAUCGCCCGCGCUUCGCUGCGCCCGGCCACCUUCACCAAGCCUGCUCUUGCCCAGCCCUGGAAGCAGGCCUCCAAGCCCGCCUACGCUGCUUUUUCCACCUCAAGUGUCUUCCGGGAGCCCGCCGCUGAAGGUGACAUCGAGCUGAUUGCCAAGCUUGAGGAGGAGGUCAAGCACGAGAAGGCCUCUGGUGUCGAGGAUGCACGCGAACAGAAGGCCAGUAUUGACUACACCCUACAGGCCGGCGAAUGGCAGGCCAAGGACGUCGAGGGUGAGCAGGAAGUUGUCCUGACCAAGAAGUUCGGCAACGAGAAUAUCCGGGUCACUUUCACUGUCGCCGAUAUCAACAACCUCUCCGAGGACCCCUUGGACCAGCUCCCCGACGAGGCUCUGGGCGAUGAGGGUUUCGAGAGCCAGCAGCGUGAGGGUGAGGGCGAGGACGAGGUUCUCCCUCCCACCUUCCCUGCCCGCCUCAGCAUUGCCAUCGAGAAGCCCGACAACGGCGCUCUUCUAAUCCAGGCUGUUAUCCAGGAUGGUGACCUCCAGAUCGAGGAGAUCUCCCACUUCAAGGACGCCGCUAUCGCUAAUGCCCAGACCGCCGAGAAGGACUGGACCCGCCAGAGCCUCUACGCCGGACCUCCCGCUGAGAACCUUGACCCCGAGCUUUUGGCAUUCUGGGGUCGCUACCUCGAGGAGCGUGGCUUGAAUGUCGAGUUCCAGAACAUGGUCACCGACUACAUCUCUUACAAGGAGCAGAAUGAAUACGUUCGGUGGUUGGAGAACGUCCGCAAGUUUGUUGCUGCUUAA
Molecule: messenger RNA, 855 nt
Organism: Penicillium chermesinum
Lineage: Eukaryota; Fungi; Ascomycota; Eurotiomycetes; Eurotiales; Aspergillaceae
Product: MAM33 family protein
Exons: 4
Coding region: 1-855 (284 amino acids)
Biological process (GO): cytosolic ribosome assembly
Cellular component (GO): mitochondrial matrix
Source: RefSeq, a predicted model, not a curated record